Molecule: messenger RNA, 2078 nt
Organism: Dryobates pubescens (Downy woodpecker)
Lineage: Eukaryota; Metazoa; Chordata; Aves; Piciformes; Picidae
Gene: FBXL14
Product: F-box and leucine rich repeat protein 14
Exons: 1
Coding region: 198-1400 (400 amino acids)
Molecular function (GO): protein binding
Source: RefSeq, a predicted model, not a curated record
GCCGGCGGUCGCGCAGCAGCGUCUCCCGCGGGCCGGGCCGCGCCGCCCGGGCUGGCGAUGUGAGGGCGGCGGCGGCGGCGAGCAGGAGCGCGGCACGGCGCGGAGCGGAAGGCGGGCGGGCCCCGAGCGGAAGCGGGCCGGGCCCGGCGGCGAGGAGGAGUGCGGCGCCGGCGGGGGCGGCCGGGCGCGGGCGUGCGAUGGAAACGCACAUCUCGUGCCUGUUCCCCGAGCUGCUGGCCAUGAUCUUCGGGUACCUGGAGGUGCGGGACAAGGGCCGGGCGGCGCAGGUGUGCACAGCCUGGCGGGACGCCGCCUACCAUCGGUCGGUCUGGCGCGGCGUGGAGGCCAAGCUGCACCUGCGCCGCGCCAACCCCUCGCUCUUUCCCAGCCUGGCGGCGCGGGGCAUUCGGCGGGUACAGAUCCUAUCGCUGCGGCGCAGCCUGAGCUACGUGAUCCAGGGCAUGGCGGACAUCGAGAGCCUCAACCUCAGCGGCUGCUACAACCUCACCGACAACGGGCUGGGCCACGCCUUCGUGGCGGAGAUCAGCUCCCUGCGCUCGCUCAACCUGAGCCUCUGCAAGCAGAUCACGGACAGCAGCCUGGGCCGCAUCGCUCAGUACCUCAAGGGUCUGGAGGUGCUCGAGCUGGGGGGCUGCAGCAACAUCACCAACACCGGCCUCCUCCUCAUCGCCUGGGGCCUGCAGCGCCUCAAGAGCCUCAACCUGCGCUCCUGCCGGCACCUCUCGGACGUGGGCAUCGGGCACCUGGCAGGCAUGACGCGCAGCGCGGCUGAGGGCUGCCUGGGCCUGGAGCAGCUCACGCUGCAGGACUGCCAGAAGCUCAGCGACCUCUCGCUCAAGCACCUAGCCCGCGGGCUGGGCCGCCUCCGCCAGCUCAACCUCAGCUUCUGCGGGGGCAUCUCGGACGCGGGGCUGCUGCACCUGUCGCACAUGAGCAGUCUGCGCAGCCUCAACCUGCGCUCCUGCGACAACAUCAGCGACACCGGCAUCAUGCAUCUGGCCAUGGGCAGCCUGCGGCUCUCCGGCCUCGACGUCUCCUUCUGCGACAAGGUCGGGGACCAGAGCCUAGCCUACAUCGCCCAGGGCCUGGACGGGCUGCGCUCCCUCUCCCUCUGCUCCUGCCACAUCAGCGACGAGGGCAUCAACCGCAUGGUGCGGCAGAUGCACGGGCUCCGCACCCUCAACAUCGGCCAGUGCGUCCGCAUCACCGACAAGGGCCUGGAGCUCAUUGCCGAGCACCUCAGCCAGCUCACCGGCAUCGAUCUCUAUGGCUGCACCCGCAUCACGAAGCGGGGCUUGGAGCGCAUCACCCAGCUGCCCUGCCUCAAGGUGCUCAACCUGGGACUUUGGGAAAUGACUGAGAGCGAGAAGGUCAGGUGAGAGGAGGGGGGCACCCUGAGACCUCCAUCUCCUCUGGAGGGACUCACUGACUGACUGCUGCAAUGGAGGAGAGAGAGAGAGGGGCACGCACAGAGCCAUGCUACCCACGCACCCUUGCACUGGAGGGAGUAACAGAGAGAAACCCUUCUGUGCUGCCUACCUACCCUUGCUCUGGAGGAGGAAGAGGAAGGGGGGCAGGAGGAGACAGAGAGAAAGCACCUAACCCUUUUCCAGGUCAUACCUCCAGCUCCAGGCUGGGGAGAUGGAGCUCCCCCUUCCCCUACAGCAUCCUUCCCCUGCAGAAAAGGUAGAAGCCCACACUCUUAUGCACUGGGGCUAGAGACACCCCUCUUUAUUCCCACUCCCCCGAUUCCAUCCCCUUGUGCACUAAGGAUGGAUAAAGACAGACCCUUGUUCUGCCAUGUAUUCAUAGUAGAUUAUUUUUGGUUCAUAUAAAGGAGAGUGGGAAUGGAGAUGGGAGCAAACAAUAACAACAGCAGAAAAGGCUUCCUAGCUACACUUACAUACCUGGCCACCCAGUCACCCUGUGCUGGGCACAGACAGCUUUUUGUAAAAUAACCAUUCCACCUCUGCGCUUGCCCCUCCCCUGCCAGCUGGGAAUUGUGACAAAAAUACUGCUCCCUAGGUACAGUGGGGUUUGGGUUGGGUUUUUCCUUU